Molecule: messenger RNA, 3527 nt
Organism: Indicator indicator
Lineage: Eukaryota; Metazoa; Chordata; Aves; Piciformes; Indicatoridae
Gene: STK11IP
Product: serine/threonine kinase 11 interacting protein
Exons: 24
Coding region: 1-3492 (1163 amino acids)
Biological process (GO): intracellular protein localization
Cellular component (GO): cytoplasm
Molecular function (GO): protein binding
Source: RefSeq, a predicted model, not a curated record
AUGGCGGCGGCGGAGACACUGGUGCGCGGCCUGGCGCGGCUUCUGCAGGACGCGGGGGACCUUGUCUUGGACGGCUCCAGCACGCUGACGCUGCUCACCCCCACCCUGCAGCACCUCACGCAGGUCUUCGAGCAGCACCUGGGCUUCCGCAACCAGAACCGAGGCUUUGUGGCCCUGCCCUCGCACCCCGCCGAGACGGCCACCAUCCUCCAGGCACAGUUCCUUUUCGAUGUCCUGCAGAAGACUCACUCCUUGAAGCUUGUUCAUGUAUCAAAUUGUGUUUUGCAAUCUGCUGUGAAGAUCUUCCCUUUCAAGUCCCUCCGACAUCUCGAACUGAGGUCUGUCCCUCCACACUGCCUCCAAGGACUGCGAUUUGUUUAUUCUCAGCUGGAAUCUCUAACCUGUUGCAAAUGUAUCAGUACUCUGGAGGAAAUCAUAUCAGCAUGUGGUGGAGAUCUGAGCUGUGCUCUGCCAUGGUUGGAAUUGCAGACUGUGAACUUCAGCUAUAACUCGAUCACUGCCUUGGAUAACUCACUGCAAUUACUGAAUGCUCUGCGAGUCUUGGAUUUGAGCCACAACAAGAUCCAGGAUUGCGAGCACUAUUUAACAACCCUUGCAGAACUAGAAUACCUCAAUCUGGCUUAUAACUUCCUGUCCAAGGUGCCAAACCUUGGCAUCUUCAGCCAAUCCAAGCUGGUGACUCUGAUCCUGCGUAACAACGAGCUUGACAGCAUUAAUGGAGUUGAACAGCUAGUGAACCUGCAGCACCUAGAUGUGGCUUAUAACCUCCUGCUGGAACAUGCCCAGUUGGCACCAUUGUCCACUCUGCACUAUUUUAAAAAACUGCAUUUAGAGGGAAACCCAUUAUGGUUCCAUCAAAACCACCGAUCUGCAACCCUUGUACAUCUGUCUCCCAGGGCAGCCUCCUCCAAUUUCCUCUUGGAUGGGGAGCCACUCUCUUCCUCGGACCUAAUGCACCUUCCAAGACUUCUGCAAAGUGUGUCACAGUCCAUCCACACUUCUACCUCAGAGAAGACUGCACUGGACCGCAGUGCUCUGGACAGUUCCUGUGCUGCAGACUUCAGUGACAGUCAGUCUCCAGCAGAGAAUGUGGCUGUCAGACUCCCUCGGAAGAAAAGCAAGGGAAAAGUCAAAGUGCGCAGAGCAAGUAUUUCGGAGCCCAGCGACACAGAACAUAAGCCCCAGGUUUUGCCUCUGUCUGCUGGCCUGGUCCUACAGCACCAGAAGGAGAUGGAGCGCUUGGACAGCUUCAGAGAUCGUUUUGGUGUUGACUGGCUGCAGUACAAGAAACACCUGGAGGAGCAUGACCAAGUACCUGUCAUCUGCCAUAGCCAUUCUGCAGAUGAAAUCACAGACAGACCUACUGCAAUGGACUUGCAGAGUGAGAGCUCUGACCCAGAGCAAGGAACACCACAGGUAUCACAGGAAGAAUCCUCUCCUUUGAAUGAUACUGAGAAGGAGGAAGAGCCGGAAGCACAGCUGGAUGAGCCUGUAGCAGAACAGAGAGGAGAAGAGGAAGCAGAUGAGCUAAUGCUGGGGGAGGAGGAUGAGGAGAAGCCAGAAGUGGACCUUUGCCAGCCAGUGCUGGUAAGCCAAAUAGAAGGGGAAGGGGACCCAGAGCCAGACUGGAUCUUUCUGCGAGUCACAGCUAAGCAUGUGGUUGAGGUGGAACUGAAGGCUGGCAGAGUCCUCCACAAGCUGGAGCUGAAAUGCUUGCAGAAGGUAGAAACCUCUGAAAUGAACUGGAAGAGGAUGGACCUGGAGCGAGUUUUCCCUGUCCUUACGUUGCACUUCAGCUACAUCCGCAAGGACCGGCAGAAGCGUAAAUACGUGGUGCUUGAUGACUGCCCGGAGCAGUGCCUGCAGUGCGUCCUUGAAGUGUUGUCCCCAGCUGUUGAAGAGAAUCGUCAAAAUCAAGACCAGGAAAAGGGAUUUAUGAAGCUCCAGUGCCUGAAAUGCAAGCGGGAGUUUUCACAGCCCCUGGUUCCCUGGCACAAAAGUUCUUACCCUUCAGAGGCUGAAGAUGCCAAAAUCCUGGAGAGCCUAGCCACCUCAAAUCAAGAUGCUGCAGCACCUUCUGAGCCUAUAGCCUGUCCCAGUUGUUGCAGUGACCACGUGGUCAUCCUGCCUUCAGAGGUGUACUCCAGCACACCUUUGGCUCCUGGCCCUGACAGCAUGAGUGAGGAUCUGUCAGACUCUGUCCUGGAGGGAGGCAGCCAGCAGGAGGGCCCAGAGGAAGUACCGUGUGAGAGUGGGAAGCUCUCCGUCGGCGGGGAGGACAGCUUGCUAAUAGAUACCAGCAACAGCACCAGGACCCCAGAACUGAGUGACCACGACGGCAGCACUCUCCAUGCCAGCUCCCGCAGUUCAGAUGGGGGCUGUGGGAAGAAGGAGCUGGGCAUAAAGAGCCAGUACUCAUCCCUCAGCCACGUAGACACCAAUGGAAGCAGCUUGAUGGGGAGCUACCGUUACAGUGUUUCUUGUGAGCCCACUCCUUCCCAGCUCUCUUUGAACUCCGAGUCCGAGGAAAUGUGGAAUCUCAGUCCCUCUGUAAACAGCAUCCUGAACGCAAGGGACUUCCAUUCUGUGGAUCAUCGACUGAAGCUCUACCUGGAUAUGGAGGUUUUUGAGGAGAACACUGAGGAGUUCCAGUUCUUCCUCAAGGUGGUCAUGGUGAAGUUUGGCCGAAAAGGAGAGUUCCUCUCAAUUCUAGUUGCCUCUGAUUUCAAGAUUUAUGUGCUGGAAGUCACUGGAGCUAUCAGGGGACAACCUGCAGACUGGCUGAAGAAGAAUGACUCUUACUACCUGUCUGAUAUUUCCCAUCUGGAAGUGGGACUCUGCCACCAGAGCUUGCGAAUGGAGUUUGAGAACCCAAAAGCCUCCUACAAUCUGCUGAUCCGGAACCAAAGCUGCUGUGACCAGUUCCUGCAGACCUUGACAUGCCUCAUACAAGAACUGCCCGCUAAGCACAGGAGUAAGGUGAAGGAAAUCCCCACUGUGGAAAUGAAUCCACAACAUCAGCUAUGGCCUCUGCUGGACUCCAAGACCACAGAUUCUGCAGAUGACACUUGCUUCUUCUACCUGCUGGCCUACCUGAUCCAAGGGACAUCUGCUUUCCCUGUGACCCUGCUGAGCACCCACACUAUGCUGUUUCUUCUGGAAGAGAAUCACCAAUGGCAGGUGCAGCCCUCCUUGGAUGAAGACAGUGAGGCAGAAAUGCCUCCUGGUAGCAACAUCCAGUUGAAGGAGAAGCAGCCGAUCAGCAGUAUUAGCAGUGUCAUAACCUAUCGCCUCUGUCCCUGUGACAUCAAGCUGAUGCUUUAUGAUGAGGUGCUGAAAGUGGAGAGCACUUGGCACAUCCGCACAGAGUGCCCUGAGCUCCUGGUAGAGCUGGUGGAGUGGAUCCGCAGGCCCUGGGAGGAGAUGUUCUCCAUCGAGCUACGGAAGGCUGUGUGCGAAGGACUGGAGUGAGCUUGUUGGCUGUAGGCAGGCAGGACAGGGAGUCA